CUGGACCCGAUGGACCCGUCUUCCUACUCGGAUGCGCCGCGCGGCAAGUGGAGCACGGGGCUGGAGGGCGCGCAGCCGCACGCGGCGGACACCACCGCUGGCGGGCCGCUGUUCCAGUCGCGGCCCUACCCCUCCCCCGGCUCCGUGCUGCGCGCCAAC
Chlorella variabilis is the source of this 159-nucleotide messenger RNA. RefSeq lists its product as hypothetical. The record is from RefSeq and is a predicted model, not a curated record. Lineage: Eukaryota; Viridiplantae; Chlorophyta; Trebouxiophyceae; Chlorellales; Chlorellaceae. The annotation marks the transcript as partial. The transcript is spliced from 3 exons. Gene Ontology annotation, biological process: alternative mRNA splicing, via spliceosome. Gene Ontology annotation, cellular component: cytoplasm; nuclear body. Gene Ontology annotation, molecular function: ribonucleoprotein complex binding.